AUUACCAAAUAUUUUAUUACACUUGAAUAAUUAAUUAUUUAAUCAAUUAAUCCAUUUUAAUUAUUUAUUAUUGUUCUUGAAGCAAAAACCAAACUCCCAACAAAUCCCAUUCGUUCUUCACUUAAUAUUCACUUCUCCUGAAACACCAAACACAGGACAGCUCCAUUUCAUCCUCACUUUCUCUCUCUAGAAAGGUUUUAGUGAGAGAGAGAAGAAAUGAUAAACAUGGCCGAAACGACCAAACGGCCAUUAAGAAACAGAGGCUUCUACCUUAAAAUGAAGUUCUUACACAACAACACAAGACACAGAUACUUCAAAUGGAUUCUCUGGUUUUCGAUUUCUUUUUAUUUCUUUUCUUAUUUUCUAAUCACUCAAAAUAAACCCAUCAUCACCUCUCUAUCAAGAACCACCUUUUCCCGUACCCAAGCCUCACGCGCCGUCGUUGAAGAAUCUCCCCUCAGCUACCUCCAAAGAUUCGAAGAAAAUUCGGGGAUGAAGGUGUAUGUGUACGAUUUGCCGGCGGAAUACAACAGCGAUUGGCUGUCGAACGAGCGGUGCGGCAGCCAUUUGUUUGCGUCGGAGGUGGCGGUUCACAGGGCGUUGAUGAAAAGUCCGGCGAGGACGUUUGACCCGUGGGAGGCUGACUUUUUCUUCGUCCCUGUUUACGUGUCUUGUAAUUUCAGCAAAGUCAACGGCUUCCCGGCGAUUGGCCACGCACGUGCCCUCAUGGCCUCCGCCGUCGUGCACGUUUCUUCCCACCUCCCGUUCUGGAACCGCAGCGGCGGCGCCGACCAUGUUUUUGUCGCGUCACACGACUUCGGCUCAUGCUUUCACACCAUGGAGGAUGCGGCGGUGGCGGAAGGGGUGCCGGAGUUUAUGAGAAAUUCGAUAGUUUUGCAGACUUUUGGUGUGGAAGGCAACCACCCAUGCCAGGACGUCGAGAAUGUGGUUAUUCCGCCGUACGUCUCGCCGGAAAGUGUACGGACCACCCUGGAAAAGUCUCCGGUGACCGGCCGCCGCGACAUUUUCGCGUUUUUUCGGGGUAAAAUGGAAGUCCACCCCAAGAAUAUUAGCGGUCGUUUUUACAGCAAGCGCGUGAGGACGGCGAUAUUGCGGAAGUACGGCAGCGACCGGCGGUUUUACCUGCGGAGGCACAGGUUCGCCGGUUACCAGUCGGAGAUCGUCCGGUCAACGUUCUGCUUGUGCCCUUUGGGGUGGGCCCCAUGGAGCCCGAGGCUGGUUGAAUCUGUUGCCCUGGGUUGCGUCCCGGUCAUUAUCGCCGAUGGCAUCCGGUUGCCCUUCCCCUCCGCCGUGCCCUGGCCGGAGAUCUCACUCACCGUGGCGGAAUCCGACGUGGACAAUCUGGGCAAAAUUCUCGCCCACGUGGCUGCCACGAAUCUCACAGCAAUACAGAAAAACCUGUGGGACCCGGAAGUGAGGAAAGCCCUCCUCUACCACGACCCAAUAAUAGAAGGCGACGCCACGUGGCAGAUUCUCGUGUCCCUCAAGGAAAAGCUUGGUAGGUCCCACAAAAGGUCAAGGGUUUCCAUCCAAUGAGAAGCUUCCACGUCAUGGCUUCCAGCUACGUUGAGUAAGUGGUGGCGCUCCUUUCGACGUGUAUCGCAGAAGUACUUAGCGGGAGACAGCUGGAAUUUUCUUUCUUUUUUUAUGGGGAAUGUUGAAAAAUGGGUGGGGCCCACUUGCUCGAUGUGUUGGAGGGGUUAUUAUCCGCUGCUUCGCUUAUCUGGCGUUGUUGCUGUGUGUCUGACGUGGCAAUUGGAACGGGAAAUAUGUUGCUUUAGCGGCUUGGUUGUACAUCAUGGGUCGUAUGUUGUACCUAAAUACAUCUGUACAUGUGAAAAUGAGAGAGACUCGAGAUGGGGAAUUGGGACCACGUGUUUUGCGCUGGUCCACAUGGUCCGCUCUGCUGUACAAAUUGCUGGUAGAUUUUUCUUUUUUUAUU
Molecule: messenger RNA, 1963 nt
Organism: Erythranthe guttata (spotted monkey flower)
Lineage: Eukaryota; Viridiplantae; Streptophyta; Magnoliopsida; Lamiales; Phrymaceae
Source: RefSeq, a predicted model, not a curated record